Molecule: messenger RNA, 2447 nt
Organism: Dromiciops gliroides (monito del monte)
Lineage: Eukaryota; Metazoa; Chordata; Mammalia; Microbiotheria; Microbiotheriidae
Gene: ZCWPW1
Product: zinc finger CW-type and PWWP domain containing 1
Exons: 18
Coding region: 310-2316 (668 amino acids)
Cellular component (GO): nucleus
Molecular function (GO): zinc ion binding
Source: RefSeq, a predicted model, not a curated record
CUCUUAACCGGGCGAUUGGCCAGUGAUUCGUUUAAAAAUAAUGAUGAAAUGCAACAGAAUUAGAAUUAGGAUUUGGGAAAGGAAAAAGACAACAUUAUCCAUCCCUGAACAGAGAAACAAGCCAUAAAAUAAAAAAGAACCAUCCCAAUUAUAAUCAGGCGCUACUCAUAAUAACUAAAAGCUGUGGAUAGGUGUGAGGUCAAUGGUGUGCCGGAUGCAGCUCAUACUGACUCUCACAAAGCAUUUACACCUUGCAAAUCAACAUUUGUUAGCAGAAAGAAGAGGUAGUCAUAGCAAAUAAGCUAAACAAUGACAACCUUAAAGUACAAAGUUUCAGAAGAUGGGAAAGGACCAAAGAAGACUUUUGCUCCACCUAGAAAAAAAGCCUGCACUGUGAUCCCUUGCUCUUCAGAUGCCCCCAACAAUGAAGAUGCUCAAGGAAUCGGGCUCCCUGGGGUAGAUGCCAGCCAAGGCCAGCCAAAAGAAAAGACACAGAAGAAAAAGGAAAAAGUCACAAGAAAGAACUCAGGAAGUGACAAAGAGGGGAAGGGGCCCCUAGCUACCAAGACUAGCAAAGAACAGGAUGCUAAAGGAGAUGAGAGGAAAACAGAUAAGGAGACAACUAGUCUCACCAAUGAACAGUUUGAGGAGAUUGUCCAGUGCGUGCUUAAGAAGUCCCUGCAGGAGUGCCUGGAUAUGGCCUGUGAGACUUCAUGUGUUCAACGCAUUGAAUGUUCCCCAGGGGCAAAGGAGACAAGUAUUAAUACUGCUACUACUGAUGUGGAUAGGAAACUGCUGGGGACACCUCAUCCCUCCAGAAUCCCUGUGUCUAAAGAGGAUAUGAUUGUUCCUGAGACCCAGUCACCCCAGUUAGAUCCUUUACCCUCUGAGAAGAAACAGAACAUACUUUCCUUAAGCAAGAAAAGAAAAGAAGCAAAAGAUGAAAAAACUGAGUUAACCAAAAGGAGUGGUAAGCACAGACGUAAAGGCCAACCAAAGAAAAUAGUGCAAGGCUACACCCAGAUCAGUGAUCAGGAAGAAGCUGGAGGAGAAGGGACAAGUGAUUUCAGUCAGUGUAUAGCCUGGGUGCAGUGCUCCUUCCCCAACUGUAAAAAGUGGAGACAACUACGUGGGAACGUUGACCCCUCGGUCCUGCCAGAUGACUGGUCAUGUAGUCAAAAUACAGAUUUACAGUUUAACCAUUGUGACAUUCCUGAGGAAACCUGGUCAGGCUCUGAGAGUGACGUGGUUUAUACUUCCUACAUGCCAGGAUCCAUCAUCUGGGCCAAGCAGUAUGGUUACCCCUGGUGGCCGGGAAUGAUUGAAUCAGAUCCUGAUCUGGAAGAGUAUUUUCUCUUUGCCUCUCAACAAGAUGUCCUGCCUUUCAAGUACCAUGUGACAUUUUUUGGGGACACUGCUUCUCGAGCCUGGAUCCCUUCCAGCAUGUUGAAGAACUUCCAGGAGCUGUCCCUGGAACAGGUUGAACUGAAAAGAAUCAGGAACAAAGACUGUAGCCAGAAGCUGAUGGCAGCCCUAGUAAUGGCCCAAGAGGCCCAGCGGAUCAGUAUUCAGGAUCGAGUUAAUUUGUUUGGUUUCCACACCCGAUAUAAAGAGAAUGCAGCAGGGUCCAGCAGCAGUGAGGAGGGAGGAGACUUAAUUUUCCAAGAGGCUAGAAAGCCCCAGAGGGUUGGAAGCUCAAAUUCUGAUAUUUCCAAGGAAGAAAACAAGGAAACCUCUUCAACUAACUGCAAUCCAGCACACACCUCCAAGAAGAAACUCAAACUAAAAGGUGAAAGGCCAGCUGGAAAUAAGACAUACAUUUGGGUCAGCAAGGGAGCCCCAGACAGGAUGCAGGCAGAAACAAUAGAGGGAUACCCAGAUGAGGAAGAUGAGACCCCUAGAAAGAAGAAAAAUAAGAGAUCCCCUUCACAAGACAACACCUCAGUGGAGAGAGAAGGAAGCAGUGGGAAUUCACAGCCUGCCCAGCCAGGCCUUAAGAAAAAAUUUACAACUCCCCAAAGAAAGACCACAACAGUGACCAGACUUCCUGGGAGAGGAGGAGAUAGAGCUCCCCAAAACCAGUCCCCACCAACCCAAAGUCCAGCCUGGCCCCUCGUGGAGGCAGGAAAAAAGAGUGAUCCCCAAUGGUCACCAGUACUGAUGUCCAGGAACCCUCUCCCUGAGAGUAAGGCCUCCAGUGACCUGAACCUAGAACAGCUCAUGGAACAAGUUAGAGAAGGGAUUAACCAAAAAGAGGAGCAACAGGCUCACAAAGAAGAGGAAGAUGAGAUCUCUUUGAGUUUAUCUGAGGAGUAGUUGUGUGUAACUUCAUCACUCAUUCUUCCCUCCCUCCUCAGGAACUCCCUAACUCUUUUAAAGUGGGUUGGAGGUGGAGGGAAAUCCUUCUAGCAAAUGUUACUGAAAAGUUUUUAUUUGUUAAUGUUGUG